UCAGUAUACGAGUGUCGUUCAUACCGUCUAGAGGUGUUUGGGUUUCUAGUCUGCAACGCAACACAACACAGAGAACAAACGGAAGGAAACUAAACACUUUUUAAAAAAAUUUGAAAAAGAAGUGAAAAAAAAUUAACAUAAAAUAAUAACAAAGAGAUUUAAAAGAAUAUUAAAAAAAAUUGAAUCAAUGACCACAAAUUGUUGAAAAAAACUGAAAGGAUAUUUACUUUUCCAAAAGGUCAUAAGUUAAUAAAAGAAAAUAAAAAAAAAACAGAAAUCAAAAUGCCAGUGGAUAAAGGACUGUAUUAUCCAAAUCCGGCCAUUAGCAAAAAUGCCUACAUAUCCAGCAUGGAGGAGUACAAAAAAUUCUACGAUGAGUCCAUAGAAAAUCCCGAGGAAUUCUGGUCUCGUGUGGCCAAACAAUUCCACUGGGAGACCCCAGCUGAACCCAAGAAAUUCUUGCAAUAUAAUUUCGAUAUUAGCAAAGGACCCAUUUCCAUCAAAUGGAUGGAGGGAGCCUCCACAAAUAUAUGCUAUAAUCUGCUGGAUCGUAAUAUACGCAAUGGAUUGGGUGAUAAUAUUGCCUAUUAUUGGGAAGGCAAUCACCCAGAUGACUACUCACGUGGCCUCACCUAUCGCAAACUGCUGGAGGAGGUCUGCCGUUUUGCCAAUGUCCUCAAGGACCACGGCAUCCAGAAGGGUGAUCGUGUCUCCAUCUACAUGCCCAUGAUUUUAGAACUACCCAUUGCCAUGUUGGCAUGUGCCCGUAUUGGUGCUGUACAUUCCAUUGUCUUUGCCGGUUUCUCGUCCGACUCAUUGGCCGAACGUAUGGUCGAUUGUCAGGCUAAACUCUUGAUUACCGCCGAUGGGGCAUGGCGUGGUGAGAAACCUUUGUACCUGAAAGCUUUGUGUGAUAUUGCCAUGACCAAGGCCGAGGAAAUGGGUCAUGUUGUGGAGAAAUGUAUAGUUGUGUCGCAUUUGAAACGUGUCACACCAUGCCAGGAGAAUCAUGUCGAACAGGAUAUACCCUGGACUGAGGAUCGUGAUUUUUGGUGGCACGAAGAAAUGGAAGAUAAAGAGCCAGCUUGCUAUCCCGAAUGGAUGGAUGCCGAGGAUCCAUUGUUUAUGUUGUACACCAGUGGUUCGACGGGCAAGCCAAAGGGUGUUCUACACACCACCGGUGGUUAUUUGUUGUAUGCUGCCACAACCUUUAAAAUUGUAUUUGAUUAUAAACCCGGUGAUAUUUACUGGUGCACUGCCGAUGUUGGCUGGAUUACUGGUCAUACUUAUGUUGUAUAUGGUCCCUUGGCCAAUGGGGCGUCGUCGGUUAUUUUUGAAGGCACACCCUUCUAUCCUGACAAUGAUCGCUACUGGGCCGUUAUUGACAAGUACAAGGUCACCCAAUUCUAUACUGCUCCUACCGCUAUCAGAGCUUUGAUGAAAUUCGGAGAUGGUUUGGUGGCCAAACAUAAAUUGGAUCAUUUGAGAGUUUUGGGCAGUGUCGGCGAACCCAUUAAUCCCGAGGCCUGGUUGUGGUAUUAUCGUAAUAUUGGCAAGGAGAGAUGUUCCAUUGUAGACACUUUCUGGCAGACAGAAACUGGUGGUCAUGUGAUUACACCCUUGCCAGGUUGUACGCCCAUGAAACCAGGAUCAGCAUCAUUCCCCUUCUUUGGUGUCAAACCCAUACUCUUGGAUGAAGCCGGCAUUGAAAUCCAAGGUGAAGGUGAGGGUUAUUUGGUCUUCUCCCAACCCUGGCCAGGUAUGAUGCGCUCGCUGUUCAAUAACCAUGAACGCUAUGAAGAGACCUACUUCUCCAAAUUCCCCGGUUAUUAUUGUACCGGUGAUGGUGCCAGACGUGAUGCCGAUGGUUAUUUAUGGAUUACCGGUCGUGUAGAUGAUAUGUUAAAUGUUUCCGGACAUCUUAUGUCCACAGCCGAAGUUGAGUCGGUACUCACAGAACAUCCUCGCGUUGCCGAAUCAGCUGUUGUUGCACGUCCCCACCCUGUUAAGGGUCAAUGUUUGUAUUGUUUCAUUACGCCCAAUGAAAAUGAGAAAUUCGAUGCUAAAAUGAUAGCCGAACUGAAGAAGCUGGUAAGAGAGCGUAUCGGUCCAUUUGCCAUGCCCGAUGUGGUACAACAUGCUCCUGGUCUGCCCAAGACACGUUCGGGUAAAAUUAUGCGUCGCGUUUUGCGUAAGGUAGCUGUAAAUGAUCGUAAUGUAGGUGAUAUUUCAACACUGGCCGAUGAGUCAAUAGUUGAGCAAUUAUUUGCCAAUCGUCCCGUAGAAGGCAAGUAAAUUACUGGCACCCACAAAAA
Musca domestica (house fly) is the source of this 2315-nucleotide messenger RNA. RefSeq names its product acetyl-coenzyme A synthetase (gene AcCoAS). The transcript is spliced from 5 exons. Gene Ontology annotation, molecular function: AMP binding; acetyl-CoA synthetase activity. The record is from RefSeq and is a predicted model, not a curated record. Lineage: Eukaryota; Metazoa; Arthropoda; Insecta; Diptera; Muscidae. Bases 283 to 2295 code for a protein of 670 amino acids.